AUGGGUAAGCAGGACGAGAUCAAGACGAUGAAGCUGUACCACCACGUGGACCGCAUCGAGCGGCGGCUGCACGAAUUGGGCUACACGAACAACGAGACGUUAGUCGAUCCAGAGCAAUUGGGAACGCUCGACUCGCUGCACUUUUUCGGGGACGAACCCAUUUGCCGCAUUGUAGAGCUGCUCGCAGCAGUGCCUGGCGAGGCAAAGGUGCUGGACAUUGGCACGGGCUUUGGCGGCACUGCUCGAUUGCUCGCCCAUCGCAGUGGCUGCAAAGUGGACGCUCUGGAGUUGCAGCCGGAUCUGAGCAAAGCAGGCGAAGAGCUCACGCGACGUUGUGGACUGAGCCAUCAGGUGAGGCACUGCAGUGGCGACUUUUUGGAGCGCCCCGUGCAGCACAACGAGUACGACGUGGUCGUGGGGCUGCUGUGCUUCCUGCACAUUGGUCACUGGCAACAGCUCUUCACGCGCUGUUUCGACAGUCUCAAGCCUGGUGGCGUCUUGUACGUGGACGACUUUUUCUUGCGUGGCGACGCGCUGACGGAAGAAGAUCAACGGACACUGAAACAGGACGUCUACUGCGCCGAGUUGCUGCGGCAAGAGCAGCUAACGGCUCUGUUGACGACGUGCGGCUUUGCGGCGCUGGCGUUUGAAGACACGACGACCAAAUGGCGGCCCUACGUGAUGGACAGGGCACUGCACUACCACGCCGCGCUGGACACGCACAUUGCGCGCGACGGUGAGGCAGCAGCUCGAAGUCUCGACCAGUUCUACACUUGCGUUGGACAGCUCUUUCGUGCUGGAAACGUCGGAGGGUACACGUUGGUCGCUCGCAAACCGCUUUGA
This is a messenger RNA of Hyaloperonospora brassicae, 843 nucleotides long. Lineage: Eukaryota; Oomycota; Peronosporomycetes; Peronosporales; Peronosporaceae. The record is from the annotation of a GenBank genome assembly.